Charadrius vociferus (killdeer) is the source of this 939-nucleotide messenger RNA. Its product is annotated as T-lymphocyte activation antigen CD80-like. The record is from RefSeq and is a predicted model, not a curated record. Gene Ontology annotation, biological process: T cell costimulation; immune response; cell surface receptor signaling pathway. The transcript has 5 exons. NCBI's taxonomy places the organism in Eukaryota, Metazoa, Chordata, Aves, Charadriiformes, Charadriidae. The coding region runs from base 1 to 939 and encodes 312 amino acids. Gene Ontology annotation, cellular component: external side of plasma membrane.
AUGGCGUGCCUGCCCAUCGCCCCGCCGGCGCUGGCGUUGAGGAGGUGGCUGGGACACGGGCUCUUCGUGCUGCUCUGCCUGAGUUUAGGCUAUGCGCUGGAGAAGAAAGUAGUCAAAAGCAAACUGGGAGAAAAAGUCGGCCUGCCUUGUUGUCAUGAAAUUCCGAGCUCGGAAAGCCUACAUAAUUACCGGGUCUACUGGCAGACGAACACCACAGAGGUAGUGCUUGCUUACGCAGAGGGGAAGGAGAUCUCCAAGCACAAACGGUAUGAGAACCGGACAGAAAUGGACUCCAGGAACUUCACCCUGUGGAUCUCCCCCGUGGAAAUCCUGGACAACGGCCCUUACCAGUGUGUAGUUCAGCACAAAUCUUCGCAGAACUCAUUUGUUUUGUGUGAUGAGACUGUCACCCUCUUUGUUACAGCUGAUUUCAGUAAGCCGAACAUAACAGCAGACGUAUCCACUUAUUCUUGUGAAUCAACUGAGAUGGUGGUAAGCUGUUCUUCUCAUGGAGGUUUCCCCAAGCCCAAAAUCUCUGGAACCCUCAACAACGUGUCCGUGGUGUGGAACAUCAGCUGGGUGUCCGAGUCCAGCUUCAGCCCGUACAACAUCACUGGCGAACUGCGGCUCAACGUGACCAAAGACGUCAGCAUCACUUGCUCCGUUGAAUACAAUGGCUUUGCCAAGUCCACCAGUUUGCUUCUGAAAAAAACAAAUAACUGUAUUGUCCCUACUGUGCCUCCAUCUUACAAUGUCAUUACUGCUUCAAGUAUCAUCAUUAUCAUCUUCCUUUUGGCUAUCACCCUAGCAGCAAGAUACCUUCCAAGGCGUGUCUGUUCUCACUGUUGUAAGACUCAGGAUUCAGUGGAAGAGGGUGUGAAAGAAUGUACGAAGACACCCUUGAGCUCUAAAGUGACAUCUGAAACAUCAUCUGUAUGA